AUUAGAAGCGCAGCUUUUUACCACGUUCUCUUCCGGGUUUAGUACUUGCGCGAACUCGGUUUAAAUCACAUCGGUUACCAAACAAGUUAACAAAAAAAUUAAAUUAGUUUCAUUUUUAAUUCAAGGCAAAUAAUACUCGUUAAAGAUAAUCUCGAAUAAACAAUAAAAAUGCGAUUGAAAAAAAAAUUAAAUAAAUAAAUUUGCGAUGAAUUUCGAGUUGUUUAGAAUUUUGUUAAUAAAAAUAUUAUUGGUUUUAAAGCCAUCGCAAAUUGAAUCAUUUAAAUUCGCUGGUUUAAAGUUUAUUUCAACUGCGAACGACGCCGCCAGGGUUAUAAAGAAGACGGCGGAUUAUGGAAAUUUAAGGGUGCGGGUAAGCGUGCCCCAAUUUAAAGUGUACGAUGAAAUAGCCCAAUUUCUUUGCGAGUACAAUUUAAAACCCGAAAGUCUUUACUCGGUCAAAUGGUACAAGGAUAAUGAAGAGUUUUAUCGUUAUGUGCCAAAACGAAAACCACCAGCAACAAGUUUUAAAGUUGAAGGAGUUAAUGUUAAUAUAAACGCAUCUGAUAGUAAAAGGGUCCUUUUAAAAUCGGUUGGAUUAAAAACAUCCGGUUUAUUUCGAUGUGAAGUUUCCGCUGAAGCUCCUUCUUUCGCUUCUGCACAAAGCGAAGCUCGAAUGGAAAUUAUUUAUUUUUCUAAGCACCCACCAACGAUUUCAAAUAUACAAAAAAAUGGGGCUGAAAUCAAUUUAAAUUGUACUUCGGGAAAAACUUUUCCAAUGUCAACUCUUUAUUGGUACAUUAAUAAUAAAAAAAUCGAUUCUGGAUCGAAUUUGAUUCAAUAUCCGCAUUACAAGGACGAACAAGGAUUAAUAACGACUACUUUGGGGUUAAAAUUUAUUUCGAAAUCGGAAUAUUUUAGUAUGGAAAUAAAAUGCGUUUCGAGUUUAUGGCCUUUGCCCUUAAAAGUAUCAAGAAAUGAACAUUUGGAGUUUUGGAAAUCGAAAGGAAUUCAAGAAACCGUUUUAAUUGUGACUAAUUCAUCUUUUUCAUUGAGAUUCUUACCUUAUUUCAUCACAAUCUCCGUUUUGAUUUGUCUUUAUUUAUAAUAAUUAUAAAAUUAAACACAGAUUUGACAUAAAAAAAGUUUUUGACAUUGACAAGUAUUAAUUGUAAUAGUUAUAAUGUGAAGUUAGCUAUACAAAUUUAUACAUCAUAAUUGUCUUAUUGUUCUUUAAGUUUUAUUUGUGAAAUUACUUUAGAUAUAAUAAAAGGGUGGAAACUACCCUUAUCAAGA
Messenger RNA from Onthophagus taurus, 1293 nucleotides. RefSeq lists its product as uncharacterized. The record is from RefSeq and is a predicted model, not a curated record. NCBI's taxonomy places the organism in Eukaryota, Metazoa, Arthropoda, Insecta, Coleoptera, Scarabaeidae.